AUGUACUACUUGUUCCACAGGCAGGAACCGGGCGUCCACGAAUACUUGGUGAAUCUGCUGUACGUGAAGCGAACAGACGAAGACAUCAUCUUCUACCUCCUGCAACUCGUCCAGCUCUCGCUGGUCCGCUUCAAAACCUCGUCGCUUCACCGCUUUCUCCUCGACAAAGCGAGCAAAAGCAUACACCUCGCUCUCAUGGCGUCUUGGCUCUACCAGUCAAUGGUGGAGGACAAAGUAGCAGGUUUGGAAGAGCCGGCGCAGAAGAUGACGCAGGAGGUGGAAAUGGUCGUUGUGAAUUGCAAACCGCUUGGCGCAGGAACACAGCAAAGCGGAUGGGGUCGGAAGGAAGAGACGGAAGAACAGGGACACGGCGAUCGAGGAGAGGAGAGAAGACCCAACUCCGAAAAUGCGUUCGCCGUUGAUCUCUUCAAAAGACGACGCAUCGUGCAACUGAUCCGCCAACAUCAGCAUGCGCUCCACGAGUCCCAGAGCGCAGAGGCUUGUUCCUCCGCGCCUUGCCUCUCCGGCGUCGACUCCUCAGGCACGGGGUCUGCCCGCGGGUCUCUGCGGCGGCCCACGCUGUCUUCGGGCGCUCUGCGUCCGCGCAUUCCCGAGAGCCUGCGCCUCUUGACGGGCCCGACGACAGUGGCAGGGGCGAAGGUGAAGUUGCCGUCGGUCUACGGGAAGCUGGGGAAUCCCCUCGCUCUCUACACGCUGCAGCUGCUGCCUUUUUCGAGCAAGGACGCGGUGCCGCGACGCGAGGUGCGAGAGAGGGUGCGCAGCGGGGGGAGGUGCGGAGGCGCAGAGGAACAGGCAUGUGGCGCAGGGAACAGGAAUCGACACGCGCGGGCAGGUCGGGAGGCGACGGGACGCUACGGCCGCAGCCUGGAAGAAAAAAAAACAGAGGGGGACCGGGAAGACGAAAGCGGCGAUGAGAGUGCGGACUGGGAAAGCGACGGUUGGGAAAUGGAAGAAGAUCUCCAGCAGUUUAUCAUGAAACAGCGACGGUGUGACUACUUCAACACGUUGCACCACUUCUCUUCUCUUCUCAUCGAUGUCCCCAACGUCCUGGCUCUCGAACCGGCUCGGUCGCUGCGGCCGGUCCUCUUGAACCUUUUCCCCGAGAGUUUGAACAGCUGGAUUUUGUGUCGACGCCUGUACGUGACGGCGAUGGUCGGGACUUGGACCAUGACCGGAGUGACCAUUCCGUUCCACGAGGGAGAACUGUGGGCGGACAAGUGCGAGCGCCUUCGACGCCGGUCGCCGUAUGGACACCUGCGUUCGUGGGACAUCCGGCGUGUCUUGAUGAAGAGUGGAGACGACUGGCGCCAAGAGCUGCUGGCGUCUCAGCUGGUGCGACAGUUCAAGGCGAUCUCCGAUGAGGCGCGUCUCCCCCUGUGGCUCAGGCCCUACGAAAUCCUCGUUACUGGGUCCAACUCAGGCGUGAUGAAGUUCGUCCCUGACACGUGCAGGGUGGACGUUUUGAAGAAGCGGCACAACACGGAUUCGAGUGCUCGGGUCUUCGACUUCCUCUUGGCUGACAAUCCUUUUGAAGCGAAACAGAACUUCAUUGAGAGUCAUGCGGCGUAUUCCCUUGUCUCCUACUUCCUUCAAGACAAAGAUCGAUACAACGGCAACUAG
Neospora caninum is the source of this 1641-nucleotide messenger RNA. RefSeq names its product predicted CDS Pa_1_14030, related. The transcript is spliced from 9 exons. NCBI's taxonomy places the organism in Eukaryota, Apicomplexa, Conoidasida, Eucoccidiorida, Sarcocystidae. The coding region runs from base 1 to 1641 and encodes 546 amino acids. Gene Ontology annotation, molecular function: 1-phosphatidylinositol 4-kinase activity. Gene Ontology annotation, biological process: phosphatidylinositol phosphate biosynthetic process; phosphatidylinositol-mediated signaling. Gene Ontology annotation, cellular component: membrane; cytoplasm. The record is from RefSeq and is a predicted model, not a curated record.